Drosophila grimshawi is the source of this 5326-nucleotide messenger RNA. RefSeq names its product kinase D-interacting substrate of 220 kDa (gene Arms). The record is from RefSeq and is a predicted model, not a curated record. Lineage: Eukaryota; Metazoa; Arthropoda; Insecta; Diptera; Drosophilidae. Gene Ontology annotation, molecular function: protein binding. The coding region runs from base 332 to 5050 and encodes 1572 amino acids. The transcript has 12 exons.
GUGGCGUGUGCUCGACAAAUUCACAGCGUUUUACAAGCGGAAUUAAAAACCAAAAAAAAAAAACAAAAAGACCAAAACAAUAAUAAUUAAUAUUUAAUUCCGUUGAAUCGGUGCAGUGGCAAACGUAACGCAAAAACGUAAUUAGCUUAAAAUGGGUUAUCAGCAGCAAAUCAAUAUUUGCUCGCAAAUAAUUGCUCUCAACUGAAUAAUCUGUGCUAAACGGAAACUAUAUAUCUGUAUAUGUACUACAAACUUAAUGCUUCCAUUUGUCUGUGUACUGUUGUGUUGUGUAUAAAUAUUUUCACUGCAAAUCCAAAGCAAACGUUGCAAAAUGAGUCGCACGCCCAAGUUAAAUCAAUUGGGUCGCGCCUACUCCGAGAUGUCACCGCUAAAUCCCCCACUCUCGGCGCACUCCACAACUCCACCGACAACGAGUUCCGGCCAUGAGCGCCACGAUUCUGCUGGCUAUGGAAGCAUAUUUCCAUUUGGUUUUUUUCGCAGCUCCUUUGGUCGUAGCGGUAACUCCAUUCAGAAUAUCAAUCGAUACGGAGAUUCCAUGGGUUCGCUCGGACAUCGCGCACUGCUUCAGUACAUUGAUAAUAAUGAUAUAUCCGGUCUGCGCGCUAUACUCGAUAGUCGUCAUCUAACCAUCGAUGAUCGCGAUGAGAACUCCACAACGGUACUUAUGGUGGUUGCCGGUCGCGGCCUGACUCCAUUUGUGCGUGAGUUUUUGGCUCGUGGUGCCGAUGUGCAAGCGGAGGAUUUAGACAAUUGGACGGCAUUGCUGUGUGCCACACGCAACGGACACUUGGAUGUGGUGCAACUGCUCUUGGACCAUGGCGCCGACGUCGAGCAUCGCGAUAUGGGCGGCUGGACAGCUCUGAUGUGGGCUUCGUAUCGGGGACACACGGAUCUGGUGCGUUUGCUGCUGGACAAGGGAGCGGAUGGCAAUGCGCAUGGCAAUUAUCAUCUCGGCGCAUUGCUCUGGGCAGCGGGUCGCGGCUACAAGGACGUCGUUGAGCUGCUGGUGCAAAGUGGCGCCAAGGUGAAUGUGGGCGAUAAAUAUGGCACUACGGCGUUGGUGUGGGCCUGCCGUCGGGGCAACGUUGAGAUUGUGGACACGCUGCUCAAGGCUGGCGCCAAUGUGGACACCGCUGGCAUGUACUCGUGGACACCGCUGUUGGUCGCUGCCGCUGGCGGGCAUACAGAUUGUGUCAGUUCCAUAUUGGAGAAGAAGCCAAAUGUAAAUGCCCUGGACAAGGAUGGCAUGACUGCGCUGAGCAUAGCCAGUCGUGAAGGAUUCCAGGAUAUUGCUGCAUCGCUGAUUGCCGCCGGCGCUUACAUCAAUAUACAGGAUCGUGGUGGCGAUACGCCACUGAUACAUGCCAUCAAGGGUGGACACCGGACUGUGGUCGAGGCGCUGCUCAAGAAGCACGCUGAUGUCGAUAUACAGGGCAAGGAUCGCAAGACGGCUAUUUAUACGGCGGUGGAAAAGGGUCACACAGCGGUUGUGAAAGUGCUGCUCUCAACGAAUCCCGACCUGGAGUCAUCCACCAAAGACGGCGACACGCCACUGCUACGUGCCGUACGCAAUCGCAAUCUGGACAUUGUGCACAUGCUGCUCGAUCGCAAGGCCAAGGUGACGGCGAGCGAUAAGCGUGGCGACACCUGCCUCCACAUUGCGAUGCGUGCCCGCUCCAAGGCGAUUGUGGAGGCACUCCUCCGUAAUCCGAAACACAGCCAGCUGCUAUAUCGCGCGAACAAGGCAGGCGAAACACCCUACAACAUUGACUCCCUGCACCAGAAGACGAUACUCGGUCAGGUGUUUGGCGCACGACGCCUGAAUACCAACGAGGACUCUGAGGGCAUGCUCGGCUAUGAGCUGUACUCCUCCGCGUUAGCCGAUGUGCUCAGCGAGCCCACGUUGACCACACCGAUUACGGUUGGUCUCUACGCCAAGUGGGGCAGUGGCAAAAGUUUUCUGCUCAACAAACUGCGCGAGGAGAUGAACAACUUUGCCAAACAGUGGGCGGAGCCGCCAGCGAAGACCAGCGGCCUCCUCUUCAUUGUCUGCCUGCAUAUAUCGCUGCUAAUCGGAACGAUUGUGGGCUUGAGCAGCUGGUCAGUGUUAUGGGGCUUAUUAGCUGCUGUACUCUUUUUGGUUCUGGCUUAUAUACUGCUGGCGGCGACCAAAUAUUUCAACUAUCAAAUGGACAUGUUUUGGGCCUAUUCGGUGCUGCAUGGACUGCAGAAGCGCAUCACACGGCUGCGUCUGAUAAUGCAGGUGGCCUUCUGUCAUCCGCCUGGACCACAGGCGGACACGCAGCCCAAACCCGUGCGUUUUCACUUUGCGGAAGCAAGCAGCGCCUCACCCACUGGAGAUGGCGCCGUUGCUCACAUGCUGGCCGCCCUGCUGGAGGCAAUAGAGUCCCAUUAUGGCUGGCUGUCCACACGCUUGUAUCGUGCCUUUCGACCCAAGUGCCUGAAAAUGGAUGUGGGCUGGCGUUGGCGUCGUAUGUGCUGUUUGCCCAUUGUGCUGCUCUUCGAACUGGGUCUGAUCACCCUGGUGGCUGGCAUAUCUCUCACAAUUGCCUACUUCACGUAUGCAACAGCAGCUGAGCGGGAGAAGAUUCUGGUUGCCAUCUAUGUGAUUGCUGCGGUGCUGGUGACGCUGAUCUGCACGCAUCUGCAUGUGCUGGCCAAAAUCUGUGGAUCGCUGUUCAUCUCGCACAAGCGGCAACUGAAGCGAGCCGUGCGCUCCAAUGAGAAUGCACCGUUGACCAUGCUCGGCGCCGAGGUGGCCGUGUUGACGGACAUGGUCAAGUGUUUGGAUGCCUUUACGAAUCAGCAGAGUCGCCUGGUGGGCGUUAUCGAUGCGCUGGACUCUUGUGAUACGGAGCGCAUCUUGACACUGUUGAAUGCUGUCCAGACGCUUCUCUCGGCUCCGAAUCGACCGUUUGUGCUGCUCAUCUCGGUGGAUCCGCAUGUGAUUGCAAAGGCAGCCGAGGCGAAUAGUCGACGUCUGUUCACCGAGGGCGGCAUUGGUGGUCACGAUUUCCUGCGCAAUUUGGUCCAUCUGCCGGUUUAUCUGCAGAAUUCCGGAUUGCGUAAAGUGCAGCGUGCCCAGAUGACGGCGCUGUUGUUUAAGCGCGGCGGUGCAGACUAUCAGGGCGAUGAUUUGCCAACACUGGGCCAUUCGGUGUCGGCGCGUAGAUUGUCCAACGCCUCGGAGAUCAUGUCCAGCCAGGAGAAGCUGCGCACCCCACACAAUCAACAACGCGGUGGUCCUGGUGGUGGCGCCGGUGGCGCCGGUGGUGCUGGCAAGAAAUUGCGUCUAUCCGAAUCCGUGGCCAGCUCAAUUGGCUCCAAUUUGCAUCGACUCGGUCAGAAUCCGCAAGGCGUCGUCGACUUGUCUCGCAUUGUGCUCACCGAUGACUAUUUCAGCGAUGUGAAUCCGCGUAGCAUGCGCCGACUGAUGAAUGUCAUCUAUAUUACGGUGCGGCUGCUGAAAGCAUUCCAGAUUGAUUUUAGCUGGUAUCGACUCAGCUCGUGGAUUAAUCUCACCGAACAGUGGCCACUGCGCGCCAGCAUGAUUGUCCUGCAUCACGAUCAAUUUAUGGACACCAAUGCCGAUGAGAACAUCUCGCUGCAGAGCGUCUAUGAAAAAGUGCGUCCAAAACUGACAUGUUUGCGUGAGGCAGCUCCACUGCUGGAAUUGGACCGAGAUGAGCGCAAACUGGAUGCGUUUCUGCAGCUGCAUAAAUCCGAUUUACUCGUUGCGGACUUGCGCAUAUUCUUGCCAUUUACAAUCAAUCUCGAUCCAUAUCUGCGCAAGGUGCUCAAAGAGGAUCAGCAAAUCAUCGAGGACGAAGGUUCGCUUGUCCUGCAGACGCGUCCCAGCAUAUCCCAUAACAUCCGUUCGCAUCCAGCGCCCACAACUUAUGUGCCCUCGCCCCAAGGCUAUCCGCCUUAUCAAAUACUGCAGAACGAGUUUGUUGCCAAUGAGCUGCGAUCGCGUAAUCUGACCAUUGAGCCACAGACACCGCUGAUUUCAUCGCCCAGCGAUUCCUUUGGCGAUGAUGUACUGCAAACGAGGCUGACGGACCUCACCGUUGAGGGCGUCAUCACUCUGCUGGAGCGCAUUGAGGAUCUGAAGCCAACGCUACAGAAACUGGCGCCAAUCCUGCGCGAAAAUGCAAUCAACGGUCGCGUCCUCAAGCAUUGUGAGCUGACGGAUUUGAAGGCGGUGCUGGGACUGAGCUUUGGCCAUUGGGAGCUGUUUCGUUUGCUAAUCACAACGUUGCGCGAUGUUGAGAGAAUGCCCCGGAAAAUACGCCCGCAACCCGCAAUUACAGAGACGGUGCCAAAUGUGCCGGUAAUCAGGGACGUAACAGAUGCUCAGCCUUCGCUAUCGCGUCGAAACUCUGUCAGUCAUAUGGAAAAACAGGUUACGCUGGAGGAGCAAAUGAUUUGUGGCGCAUUGCAAACGCUGAACGAGGAGGCUUUCGAGGAUGUGGCGAGCAGUGAGAGACCCAGUCCAUCUGGUAUGCCCACAGACCUCGAUUUGUCCAGUGCUGGACCCCUAUUUACCCCAACGUUGCACAGCUCGGGUUCACCGAUACAACAACGUCGCGACUCGAUAUUGAAACAACAAGGCAGCGUUAAAUCCGAGAAGCGAGUAUCAAUCAAACCAACGCCCAGCGGCAGCAACCUGGCUAAUCUGAUAAACAACAAUAAUAACAAUAACAAUAGUGCUAAGCUAGCAUCAAAUGUGGAUUAUGUAUCGGAGCGUCAAAUGGAAUUAACUGCUGCCCAAGCUAGCACUAGCAAGGGUCGCCUAACAACCAAGCCACCAUCAGGUCCACGGCCCGCAUCGCUGAUCAUUACGAAAAAUGAUUCAACGCCACAAUUUCAACUGCUGCGCUCCUCGUCCAUUGAAUACGAUGAUGUUGAGGCGCAGCAUCAUCAGACAAUUCAUGCGAUUAGAACAACGCUGCUCGAGCAGCAGGAGGAUGAGUCGGCACCGUUGGUGUUUACGGUGCGCAAAUGAUAAGAAAUGCAGCUGCGGCAAUUUGCAGCUACAACUAGAAUAACAAAUCUAAGAUUCAAUAUGUGCUUUUUACUUAAGUGCCAGUUAACUUAAGUCACAAUUAGGCUGAUUAGUUUCAAGAAACUUGUAUGUGUGUGUCCCUGUUAACCGUUGUAAUACGUUGAUAUAGAUAUUGUUCUAGUGUGUACACUACUACUAUGUAAUAUAUUUAAUAUGCGCACUGGUAUACAUUAAAGUAUGCAUAUGACGAUUAAGACAAUUAAAAGUAAUAAAAAG